AUGUUUCCAUUCUUGGACAUACAGUUCAAGUGUAAGAGAACACAUGUCGUGCAAAGUAGCUCAAAUACCAAUCAUUGGGAAGAUUUGUUGCUACUAUACGACAGUAAUACAUUUGCAACUACAACAAUGAUUAGUUAUGGAACAUUUUUUUUAAGUUAUGGAGCUCUUUAUAUUCCUUCAUUUGGGAUAAUGAAAGCUUAUGCAACCGUUGAUCCAACAUUAAAAGAAUUACAAAAUGCCAUUGGAUUCUUUUUAAUAGCUUGGGCUAUUUUCAGUUUUUUCAUGCUUUUAUGUACUAUGAAAUCAGUCAUUUCUUUAUUUGUUUUAUUUGUAUUCAUUUUUUUCACAUUUUUUUUACAAGGUAUUGGGUUUUUACUUGAACAUCAUGGUUUAAUUAAAGCUGGUAAUGUUUUUGGAAUAUUGGUCACUGCUGCUGGUCUUUUUAAUGCUUGGGCUGGGGUUGCUACUAGUACUAAUUCAUAUUUUGUCAUUCCUAUCACUUGGUUAUCAAGACAUCACGGGAAGUAA
Molecule: messenger RNA, 528 nt
Organism: Candida albicans SC5314
Lineage: Eukaryota; Fungi; Ascomycota; Pichiomycetes; Serinales; Debaryomycetaceae
Gene: ATO9
Product: Ato9p
Exons: 1
Coding region: 1-528 (175 amino acids)
Cellular component (GO): plasma membrane
Molecular function (GO): acetate transmembrane transporter activity
Source: RefSeq, a predicted model, not a curated record